CGACUGCGCAUCUUAACAUCUAGCUUUUUGUAGGUAAUAUCUGUGCUUCACAUUCACGAAUAUUGAUAAUGAAUGUUUAUGUCACUCGGUUGUGUCGUAAAAAAUCAACAUGAGCGGGGGUUUAGCACCUAGCAAAAGCACUGUAUAUGUGUCGAAUUUGCCAUUCUCUCUCACCAACAACGACCUUCACAAGCUUUUUACCAAAUAUGGAAAAGUGGUUAAGGUUACAGUUGUGAAGGAUAAAGACACCCACAAAAGCAAAGGAGUGGCAUUUGUUUUAUUCCUUGACAGAGAGUCGGCACAUAACUGUGCAAGAGCAGUGAACAACAAGCAGUUGUUUGGCAGAACCGUAAAAGCCAGUAUCGCCAUCGACAACGGACGAGCAACUGAGUUUAUCAGAAGGCGUAACUACACAGACAAGAGCAGAUGUUACGAAUGCGGGGAUAUAGGACACAUGAGCUACGCUUGCCCCAAAAAUAUGUUAGGUGAAAGAGAGCCACCAAAGAAGAAGGAAAAGAAAAAGAAAAAACAAGGGCAACAAAUUGAACAUGUUGAAGAAGAACUUGAAAGUGAGGAAGAGGGAGAAGAUCCUGCCUUGGAUAGUCUUAGUCAAGCCAUCGCUUUUCAGCAAGCACGUAUCGAUGAAGAGGAGAAGCAAAGUAAAAAUGGAGUCACGUCUCAAGAUGAAAGCACUCAUCCAUCGAUGUCCGCAGACUCCAAGAAACUACGAAUUAAAAAGAGCGCAUAUUUUAGCGAUGAGGAAGAGCUUAGCGACUAAAGUUUAAUUUUGUUUUUAUAUAAAUUGAAGUUGUAAAUAAAUAAUUUUUGGGCCGCUGUUGGUUUUUUUGUUAAUCAAGUCCCACCCCUAAUAUAUAUAUAUUUUUUUCAUGAAUUUAUUUAUUUGCUUAAUUAAAGAAGAGAAGCACUUGGUCGUCUUCAAUUUGGCCAUUCCAGGCAAAUGAUGGCGCUGUGGCGCCAUCAUGAGGGCAUUUAUAUAAGGCAAGAUGCGAAGUUUGACUUGCAUCAUUAGUAACUGGCGGUCAUCUUAAAACAGUGGAGUUCU
Corythoichthys intestinalis (scribbled pipefish) is the source of this 1063-nucleotide messenger RNA. It is a transcript of the gene zcrb1, whose product is annotated as zinc finger CCHC-type and RNA binding motif 1. Gene Ontology annotation, molecular function: RNA binding; zinc ion binding. The transcript has 8 exons. NCBI's taxonomy places the organism in Eukaryota, Metazoa, Chordata, Actinopteri, Syngnathiformes, Syngnathidae. The record is from RefSeq and is a predicted model, not a curated record. The coding region runs from base 110 to 778 and encodes 222 amino acids. Gene Ontology annotation, biological process: mRNA splicing, via spliceosome. Gene Ontology annotation, cellular component: U12-type spliceosomal complex.